Messenger RNA from Jaculus jaculus (lesser Egyptian jerboa), 684 nucleotides. It is a transcript of the gene Tmem247, whose product is annotated as transmembrane protein 247. The transcript is spliced from 3 exons. The record is from RefSeq and is a predicted model, not a curated record. Bases 1 to 684 code for a protein of 227 amino acids. Lineage: Eukaryota; Metazoa; Chordata; Mammalia; Rodentia; Dipodidae. Gene Ontology annotation, cellular component: endoplasmic reticulum.
AUGGCAACGGAGGACAUGGAGGUCAUAGAAAGCAGGGGGGCAGGAGAAAGCUUUCCCACCUUCUCCAAGUUGGCACCUGGUGACUCCAUGUCCGAAGGGAAACCAAAGGCUGCUUUGGAUCCAGAGCCCCCAAAGCCAGACUCGUCCUACCUAGAAGAGAUUGAGACCUGCGAGAACAGAAGCUGCCCAGGGACCCCAAAGUCACUGUCCUCCAAGGCUGGCCACACCACCAAAGGUCAAGCUGGUGACGGGCCCCAGCUGGAACCCACGGAGCUGCCCCCACCAACCUCAGGGACGGACCACCCCAACUCGCUGGAGCUGGAGAAGGCCCGCAUGGAGUUUGAGCUGACGCGCCUGAAGUACAUGCACCAGGAGAAUGAGCGGCAGAGGCAACACGAGGUGGUGAUGGAGCAGCUGACGCAACAGGCCCCACUCCGCCAGUUCUCGGGAGGCCUCCAGGACCUCUUGCUUCCCCAGAACCAGUUUGCCAUGUUUCUGUAUUGCUUCAUCCUUACUCACGUCAUCUAUGUCGGCAAGGAGAUGGUCUUCUUUCUGUUCUCCAAGCACUACCUUUUCUGCCUCGCAGCCAUUCUCUUGUACCUGAUUAAAACGCUGUGGUCCUACUUCCCAGUGCCUUUGCUUCCUCUACGACCCGGGAUCCCGCGUACUAUUUUGGGGGUAUGA